Prorocentrum cordatum is the source of this 1293-nucleotide messenger RNA. The record is from the annotation of a GenBank genome assembly. NCBI's taxonomy places the organism in Eukaryota, Dinophyceae, Prorocentrales, Prorocentraceae.
AGCCCCCCUUGGCUCAUGCCAGACGCCUGGCCCCAUAGGCGUUGGUUCAACCGGCGGACGGGACGCGCAUGGCAAAGAUGGCUGCGGGAUCCUGCUCGGAGGCACCGGAGCCGGUGCUGCGAGGCGCGGCUGGGGCGCGCGCUUCGGCUGACCGCCUCGUCUCCAAGCUGCUGGCCGAGAUCGGCCGACUUCGAGCCCAGCUGGGAGGUGGCCAGGCCUCAGGCGCGGUCGCUGUGGAGGUCGCGCGCCGCGAGGCCUUGGCCCGCCCUGCGCUCACGGCCAGAGCUUGCGGUCGUGAGGAACCUCACCCGGACCGGUUGGUGAGGAACGUCGCGCUCCACGCCAAGGUGUGCCCUUUUGCGGGGGCGCCAAUGGCGGCCUGGCGAGGCGCGCAGCACGGCCCUCGGUUGGGGGCCGACGGCGGCGCGGAGCUGUGCGACUUUGGCGCCGAGGAGCCCUCGCCCCCAUCGGAGACGGGCACGCUGCUGCGCGCGGACGCCGUGGCCUUCAUACCUCAGGGAGCUGGCUGGGAGCUUAUUGCUCGGGGCACGCGAUGCUCCUGCGGCGCCGCGGUUUUCUCGAGCACCGCCGAGCCCGUGGAGGUGCACUGGGAGCCAUGCCGCUGGCCGAGGGCGCCCUGCAGGUGUGUGGGAAGGCACCAGAAGUCUGCGUACACGAACGCUGCUGGCGGGCCUUCGGGUGCAGAUCAUCAGUUAGACAGGUCUGGAUCCCCUCGUCCCGUACCUGUCGAUGAGGCUCUCCUGAUCUUGGCUCUGGAGGCCGUCCUUCAACUUGCAACGCCGAGCAGCCUAAGAGCGAAAGAGUUGUCAUCCCUGGGAAGAGCUCCGAUCACCAGGACUUCAUCAGCGCCCGCGAGCUGGAGCUGGUCAAGUGGAGGACCUACCUGUCGGAGCGGGCCUUGCACGUGUGGCCGCGGCCCUUCGCGCGGAGGCGGGCUAGACUGGACGAGGCGGCCUUCAUCAGGGAACGGGAGCAGGAGUUGCGAGGCUGGAGGUCAAGAUGUUCGGAGAGGGCCGCGGGCCCGAAACUAUUUGUGCGUCGGCGCGCUCAGGUGGGCGAGAAGGCACGCCUGAAUGCAGAUUCGACGGCAAUAAAUUCCCAGCUUGAGAGCGGCCGCAAGUAUCUGAAGGGCAUUCCUCUGUAUCCCAUGCGCGUGCACAGGCCGCAAUUUUCAAGUGAUGAUUUAUAGUUAUUACCAUACCUUUAAUUAAUUAUUCUUUUCCCGCAACCCCUUUGGUCAUGGAUUGGAGUAGGGUGAUGAGUGAGCCACUG